GUCUCAGCUUUUUCCCAUGGAAAAGAAAUAUAGCUUAAAAAAAAAAAAACAAAAGGAAAAAAAAAAACCCUACCAGGGUCUUACAGCGAAGGUCUUGAAUGAACCUCCAUUGAUCGUCUUAUAAUUAAUGUCGUGAAUCAACUCUGCUAGUUUCGUUAUCUAGUAAUGGUGUUAUACGGAUUCGUCUUCGUUGCGGUUGGUGAUAGACGAUGAAGAGGAAUGGUUGGAGAUAUGAAAUUUGGGGAGUCGUCAUUAACUGGAUAUCUCGUGAAGAAUCUUGAACCACUGACAGAGGCUGACCCUGUAAUUCUUGCAGAAUAUGUGGUAGCAUUAUUAAAGAAGGACAAACCUAUUGAAGAACUACAAAAGCUCUGCGCUGAGAAUUUAGUUGAUUUUCUGGGUCAGGAUACAAAGCCUUUCAUCACAAAGUUGUUCCAGGCCCUAGAUGAUGGUUCUAUUGUAGCACCUGCCGAGAGUUUGGAUGCCAUCCGGAAGGUUGAACCACCUCCAUCUUUCAUUGCAGAGGAUCCAGCAGAGCUGACGAUUUCGUCUCCAAAGCCAGAUGGCCUUUCUCCUAUCAGUGACCCUGAGGAGAAAGAGGUGAGUGACGAUGAAGAUGAUGAUCGUAAUCAUAAGCAUCGUAGGAGGGAAUCAAGAUCUCAGUCUUUUGACAAAGAUGCACAGGAAGAAUUCUUGAGCAGGCCAUACAGAAAGCGUAACAAGCCUUAUGAAAAUGGGCAGCUAUACCUCGAAAGUGAUCCUCAGCCUAGUGAAACACGAAAAGAAUAUAACCUUUCCCAUUCGGAGAGAGACUUCUCUGCAAAGUUUGAAAAAAGACGUCCUGGCAUGGCAAUACAGCCUUUUGCUCCAUUGGAUUUGGGUCAGAGGACAAUAGUUAACCAGGCAUUUCGUGGUGAUCCUGGUGCUCGUUUUGAUUUAUCUACAUCUCUAGGUAGUCCUCCCUUUGGUAGGGGAAGAGGGAGGAGUUUUGGCCCCUGGAGCCAACAUGAUUCCAGGUUCAGCUCUGUGGACAUGCUUGAUUUUGCAUUACAAAUGGCUCCACAAGGAGCUACACCUCCUAGUCUAUUUCCAGGAAGGGGAUUGUCAAAUGCUGGAAAUGCACAAAGUGGAUCCUGGAGUGCAUUUGGCUUAAUUCCAGGAAUGCCCAAUGGAAGCCUUGAUACAUUCCAUCCCCUUGGUUUGCAAGGAACACUCAAACCUCCAAUCAAUCCUUCCUUGAGUAUUGGCAUGUCCCGCCAACGGUGUAAAGACUUUGAGGAGCGUGGAUUUUGUUUGAGAGGGGAUAUGUGCCCGAUGGAGCAUGGUGUAAAUCGGAUCGUUGUUGAAGAUGUUCAGAGCCUCUCACAGUUCAAUCUCCCUGUUUCACUUCCAAGUGCACGCCUGUUGGGAGUACCAUCUGGAACGGGACCUUUAACUUCAGUUAGUGCUCCUUCAGGCCUGUUGACAACUGGCAAAGGUUUGCAUGGUAAAAGUACCAAACCUGGGACAAAUGAUGAUGGAAUAGGCUUGAAUGGAGUGCUAGCUUCUUCUGCUGGUUUGGGUGAAGCUGACCUCUAUGAUCCUGACCAGCCUCUGUGGAAUACUGACCGUCAAGAGACUUCAAGUGCCCUUUUAAGACUCCCUUCCCCCAAGACUAAUGAUGUUGAGUCCUUAUGGGAGACUGAUACUUCUUAUCGCCACAGCUUAAGGGUUUCUGAUGGCAUUGACAGUGAACGGCCAGGUAAAAGCAUCACAACAACCGCAGGUUCACAGAGUUCAGCUUCAUCUGUUUGGGGACGAAUUGGGACUUCGGGAACUAAAAUAGAAACUACAGGGACAAAUGAUAAUGCGCUACCGUCCCUGGGUUCUCUUGGGGACGAAGCAAAGGAAGAUCUUGAGGAAGCAUUACCUAGUUUUUCAGGUACUGCUCAUCGAGGGAAACCGACUUUUAUGGGGGACAUUGAUCCAAAAUCUAUGAAUUCUUCUGCUACUCCAAAGAGACGAAAUGAUCAUGGGCGUAAUGGUGGACGAUCAUUGCAGAAGGCCUUACGUACACUUUUUGUUAAUGGGAUUCCCCAAAAAGGCAACAAGAGGGAGACCCUUCUUACACAUUUCCAAAAAUUUGGGGAGGUUAUUGACAUUUAUAUUCCACUGAAUAGCGAAAGAGCCUUUGUUCAGUUCUCUAAAAGAGAAGAGGCAGAGGCUGCUCUGAAGGCUCCUGAUGCUGUGAUGGGCAACCGCUUCAUCAAGCUGUGGUGGGCUAAUAGGGACAGCAUUCCUGAUGAUGGCAUAAACAGUGGCAAUACUGUCUCAGCAGUUCCCUAUGGUGUUACAACUGCUUCUGUUCCAUCUCAGUCAUCUAUUACUGAUGGAGCAAAGGAAAAUACCCCUUCUGCACCUCCGAAGGUCAGUAUAACUGCAUCUAAUGUUCCAGUGCCUGCUGCUGUUCACCCUAAACCUGUUGCGGUAAAUGGUCCCAAGGCUAUCCCUCCAGUGCAAAAGAAGAUAGAGAAUUUGGAGCUUUUAAAGGAGGAACUCCGGAAAAAGCAGGAAAUGCUGGACCAGAAACGCAAUGUUUUCCGCCGCCAACUGGAUAAGCUUGAAAAACAAGCUAUAACAGUCAAAGGUGAAGCAGCUUCUGACCAAGCUAUUAAGAGACAUAAAGUGGGGACAGCAAUUGAUAUUGCGAAGGCUGCUAGUCCACGGCCCACAGAUCUUGGUACUACUGGGGAAAGACCGGGUGCUGAAAAUACGGUGGAUAAAAACAUGGGGGAGAAUGGUGUAUCUCCCAGUUCCAAAACAAGCUCACCCCUGAUGUUACAGUCGCCUAAGAAUUCAAAGCAGCUAAGUCGUCCAUCUGCACCAAUAGGGCCUCCCUUUCUGGUGAAUAGGUUCAAGUUGGACAACCGUCCUACUGCAUUUAAAAUUCUUUCGCCUUUACCAGCUGAGUUUGUAAAUAUUGCUGUUCUGAAGGAACAUUUUCAAUCAUUCGGUGAUCUCUCUGCAGUUGAACUAGAUGAUUCAGACUCCUGUACUCGAUCGGCCGGUUUGGGUCCAUCCACAAAUUGUUCUGCUCGUAUAACUUUCACAACACGUCGUGCAGCUGAGAGGGCAUUCUUAAAUGGUAAAUGUUGGCAUGGCCACAGCUUACAAUUUGCGUGGCUGGCUACUUCCAAUAAUUUUACUAGUGAGCCUGGUGGCAGAGAAAAUUCUCCCAUUCCUACUCCCAGGGCCCCCCCAGAAGCUGAACUUCCUACUAGAACAUCAGUAUCUGGGUUGUCUUCAUCAAGUACAGGAAAAUCAACAAGCAUUGGUUCUCAGGAUGUAACUGCAGCUGGGGAUGGUGACUCUAGGAAUUCUGAAGGGAUAAAGAGUGGAGCUGAGUGUAUAGAAGUGGUAGAAGGUUGCCAGUCCAGUUCUUCUCCUGUGUCCUCAAGUGAAACUCAUUCGCCUAAAAGUGAUACUUUGAUAGUUGAGGAAGGCACACAUGUCAGUUCUGUGCAUAUAGAGCCUUUUAAUGCUCAAGGAUCCAAUUCUGUGAUUGAGGGACCAUGACCAUACCAAUACCUACAUAUGCUUCUCAGCGGGUUCAACCUUUUUUACUGUAGAAACAGUUAAGUUCUUAUUGUAAUAUCUGCAGGUUUUCAUGAAAUUGGUGACCCGCAGGUUUUUGUAUCUAUCCUUUUUCGGUUUACUUUAGCUGUGAGUGAAUUUUUCAUUUCUUGAGAAGAAUAUGAAGGAAAAGAG
Molecule: messenger RNA, 3747 nt
Organism: Telopea speciosissima
Lineage: Eukaryota; Viridiplantae; Streptophyta; Magnoliopsida; Proteales; Proteaceae
Product: zinc finger CCCH domain-containing protein 27-like
Exons: 7
Coding region: 220-3555 (1111 amino acids)
Biological process (GO): mRNA processing
Cellular component (GO): nucleus
Molecular function (GO): metal ion binding; RNA binding
Source: RefSeq, a predicted model, not a curated record